Mercenaria mercenaria is the source of this 1851-nucleotide messenger RNA. RefSeq lists its product as uncharacterized. Gene Ontology annotation, biological process: DNA replication. The record is from RefSeq and is a predicted model, not a curated record. The transcript has a single exon. The coding region runs from base 1 to 1851 and encodes 616 amino acids. Gene Ontology annotation, molecular function: nucleotide binding; DNA binding; DNA-directed DNA polymerase activity. NCBI's taxonomy places the organism in Eukaryota, Metazoa, Mollusca, Bivalvia, Venerida, Veneridae.
AUGCAAGGAAAAAGUAAAAAGAAUAUUUGUAAAUCUGUUUGGGUUUGUAAAACAUUCGGUCAGAUUGUAGUAGGCACAAAGAAAAAUCAUCUUUUUGCAGGUGUUAAAAAAUGUAAAUAUUGUAAAAAGAUUGUUGAGCAAAGUCACGAUUGUUAUAUCCCAAAAUAUACGUCCCCUGAAAAAGAGGAACCCCCAGAUGUCCCUUUUAUUUUUUAUGAUUUUGAAUGCCGAUUUGACACUGGAGAACAUAUCCCAAAUUUCUGUGUUGCACAGCGGGCAUGCGGUGAUUGUAUUAGAAAACCACUCAGUGAAUGUUGCAUGCGGUGCGAUGAAGAGAGGGAAGUUAUUUUUCGCGGUGAUCAUACAUUAUCUAGCUUUUGUACAUGGUUAUUUAACCCAAAACAUAAAGGUGCAACGGCUAUUGCCCAUAAUGCCCAGGGUUAUGAUGCACAAUUUAUUCUCAGGUAUCUCGUUACACACGGUACAGUUAAACCAAAACUUAUAAUGAAUGGAAGUAAGAUUAUCAUGAUGGAAGCUCAUGGAGUUCGUUUAAUCCAUUCUAUGAGCUUUAUUAGUAUGCCACUAGCAUCAUUCCCUAAAACAUUUGGACUUACUGAAAUGGCAAAAGGAUGGUUUCCUUUUAGGGCUAACACACACGAAUUUCAGGAAUACAUAGGUCCAUACUUACCCUUAGAGUAUUAUAAACCUGGAAGUAUGAAACCAGAAUCACAAGAACAUUUUUUAAAAUGGUAUAACGAGAAGAUCAAAAAUGAAGAGGUAUUUGACUUUCAAAAAGAAAUGGAGAAAUAUUGUAGAUCAGAUGUAGACAUUUUAAGACGUGGGUGUGGUGAGUUUCGAUACCAGUUAAUGAGCAGUGAUCAAAUAGACCCCUUCCUUGAAGCAUGUACCUUAGCACAAGCCUGUAACAAAGCCUGGCGAAAGAAUUCUAUGCCAGAAAACAGCUUUGGUAACAUAUCUGAUGCAGGGUAUCCAAACAAAACACGAUACGCAAUCAAAGCUAUACGGUGGAUACAAGGUAUAGCGUAUAAACAUGAUACAAAAAUCCAGCAUGCUUUGAAUGGUGGUGAACAACAAAUAGGUCCAUACUUUGUCGAUGGGUUUGACAAGGAAACAAAAACAAUGUAUGAGUUCUUAGGCUGUUGGACGCAUGGAUGUAAAGAAUGUUAUCCCAAAGAAACAAAAAAUCCGUAUUCAAUGCAAACAAUGGAAACAUUGUACAAAAACACUUUUGAACGAUUUGUUGUUUUACAGCAACAAGGAUACAAUAUUAGAUAUAUUUGGGAAUAUCAGUUUAAUAAUUCAUACAAAAUUGAUCUAGUAUAUAAGUCAUUGAUUGACAGGUUCUAUCCACAUUUAGAACCAAUUGAACCCCGAGAUGCACUAUUCGGCGGAAGAACUAAUGCAGUGCAUUUGUAUCAUGAAGUAGACGAAACUACAAACCAGGAGAUUAAAUAUGCUGACAUUUAUUUGCUCUAUCCAUACGUUUGUAAAUAUAAGGAAUAUCCGUUAGGACAUCCCAUCAUAUUAAGUCAGGAGCAAAUCCGUUUUGACGAUAUAACAAAAUAUAAAGGACUUAUCAAGUGCAAGGUACUACCAGCUCAAAACGAAUGGAUGCCUGUAUUACCUUUGCAUUGCAACAAGAAAAUGGUAUUUAUGCUGUGUCGGACUUGCGCUGAAAAAGAAUGUACGUUUUGCAGUCAUGGUGUUGAUGAUCGAGACUUGGUUGGUACAUGGACUUCAAUAGAAUUAGCAAAAGCUAUAGACAAAGGUUACCAGGUGCUAGAAAUAUACCAUAUUUGGCACUGGGAUCACUGGAGUAGUCAGGUUUAG